Messenger RNA from Habropoda laboriosa, 2202 nucleotides. Its product is annotated as choline transporter-like protein 1. The record is from RefSeq and is a predicted model, not a curated record. Lineage: Eukaryota; Metazoa; Arthropoda; Insecta; Hymenoptera; Apidae. Gene Ontology annotation, molecular function: transmembrane transporter activity. Gene Ontology annotation, biological process: transmembrane transport. Gene Ontology annotation, cellular component: membrane. The transcript is spliced from 17 exons. Bases 134 to 1918 code for a protein of 594 amino acids.
AUCGGGCCCCGUUAGACGACAGAGAUCUCUAGGUACACCAGAGAGAGCGGGCGCAUCCGUGACACCGGCCAGCGCGGCUCACGGACAGGAUCAGGAGGAGCAGUCCCCCGGCUGUUGCCAAGGAUCGUCAAGCAUGGGCUGUUGCGGCUGCUCGGACGAGCCAUCGUCCAAGGUGGAGCCUGGGACACUGGACCAUGAGGGAAUGUCGAGGCAUUCGGAGCAGAUUUUCGUGACCCAUCGAUCGUGCACCGAUAUUUUACCCGUGCUCCUGCUGAUUGGCCUGACAAUUGGUUUCGGUUUCCUGGUGACCAACGUGGUGAAGAAAGGGGACAUCUACCGUGUUAUAAAUGGCUACGAUGACUGUGCGAACGUUUGUGGCCGUGUCACGGAGCCUGAAACUAAUCCUGAAUACAGUUGCAAGGGUGCCGACAAGACGAAAGAGCGGUACCUACUGAUGACCCUGGAUGUGAAGGGGGUGAAAUCGCGCCAAUGCGUGGUCAACUGUACCGAUGACCACUUCGUGUUCCUGAAUCGGUGCAUAAGCAAACAGGUGCACGAGACAGCUACUUCCAUAAUCAGGAAGCUCGGUUUGGAAAAUUUCUACAAGGAGGCCUCCAGGGAUCUCGGUGUCGCUUGGAGGGAGCUGGUCUAUUUAUUACUGAUCGCUUUAGCCUUCUCGUUGGGCAUUUUAAUCGCGUUCCGUUACAUGGUGCAAUGGGUCGUUUACAUCAUUUUGCUCGGUGCUAUUCUGGCGUGUAUCGGCUGUUCAUCGUACCUUUGGCUCGCGUGGUACAACGAGAGAAAGGCUGUGGCAGCGCAUGAAGUACCGGAGGAAGACUCCAGUGAGCAAGCGUAUCUCAUAUAUGCGAUCACGCUGACCGUCGUCACGGUGAUCACGCUUCUGAUCGUGCUGGUGAUGAGGAAAAGAAUCGCCCUCGUGAUGCAGCUGUUCCGCGAGGCGGGAAAAGCUGUCUACGCGAUGCCUGCCCUACUUCUUCAGCCGAUAUAUACCUAUCUGCUGAUCGGUUUGACCGUGUGCGCUUGGGUCUAUUGCAUGCUCUGGAUAGAGAGCGCAGGAAACAUUUACAAGAACCGGAAGGGCCACAUCCACUUCAGGAAGGACGCUCUUGUGAUCGUAAGUAGAUGGUACAAUGUGUUCUUCUUCUUCGUCACCUGCGAGUUCCUCCUAGGCUGCCAGCAUAUGGUUGUCGCAUUAGCUGUUGCACGAUGGUUCUUCACCAGAGAUAAGAAACAUCUUUCUUUGGCUGUAACACGAGGAUUCGGUUAUCUCAUGCGAUUUCAUUUAGGAACAGUUGCAUUUGGUGCACUUGUCAUUGGCAUAGUUCGUCUGAUAAGAUCCAUGAUUGCCUUCGUGCAAAAACAGUUGAAACGUUAUGAUAAUGAUGUCGUACGAUGCCUGUUAUGCAGCUGUCAGUGUUGCCUAUGGUGUUUCGAAUGCGCUCUGAAAUUCCUCACCAGAAACGCUUACAUCGAGACAGCGAUAUACGGGUGCAAUUUUUGUAGCGGUGGCAGGAAAGCAUUCCAUGCUCUAUCUAGCAAUAUUCUAAGAGUUGCUGCAAUUAACAGCGUUGGAGAUUUUGUUCUAUUUUUAGGGAAGGUUAUAGUGGUUACAUUAACAGUUGUUUCAGGGAUUUACUUAAUGCAGAAGAAAGAAGGACUCAAUUACCCAUGGGUACCAAUUGCUUUGGCAGGAGUUUUUGCUUUCCUGGUGGCACACUGUUUCAUUUCCAUCUAUGAGAUGAUCAUAGACUCCAUAUUCAUUUGUUUCUGUGAAGACUAUGAAAAGAACGAUGGCAUCAACAGGCCUUACUACAUGAGCCGUGGAUUAAUGGAAUUCGUCGAAAACAGCAAGAAAGCUCUGCGAUAUCUGGAUCAAGAGCCUCAUCACACGCAAUGACGAGGUUUUAUUGCUCGUUAAAAGCCAAUUGUGCAUUUGACAAAUGCAAAAGACUUUCCAAUUAUGUCUUCAGAAUUACAGCGACGUGAAACACAUGGCAAUGCCUAGCGAAUGAACAUUAUACUUAUAUUAUAGCUUGAACGUUUCUUCCCGUUGUGGCAUGUGCAAAAUUUUCCAAACAUUCUAGACGUUUUUUACCUGUAUUUUGAAGUACAAGUACAGUGUCACAAAUUCUAGACGAUUUAGAACGAUAACUGUUUAUUACAGUCUGCUCAAAAUUAAUU